This is a messenger RNA of Cavenderia fasciculata, 756 nucleotides long. RefSeq lists its product as uncharacterized. Lineage: Eukaryota; Evosea; Eumycetozoa; Acytosteliales; Cavenderiaceae. The transcript has a single exon. Bases 1 to 756 code for a protein of 251 amino acids. The record is from RefSeq and is a predicted model, not a curated record.
AUGAAAAGAGUAACACAAAAGGUAGUUAAAGAAGUAGUAGGCAGUACUACUACUACUGCAGUCGCAGUUAAAUCAUACCCAACAAUAGUAAAAGAAUACUUUGUUGAACAAUCAAAAUUGGAUGUUGAUUGUAAAAAGAAUGCACCUGGUAUGAAACAUUAUAUGAAGGAUCAAUUCCCAUUCCUUGGAUUCAAGUCACCGACUCGAACGAGUUUGUUAAAGUCGAUGAUCAAACUACACGGUCUCCCACCAAGCGACGAUGAUAUAAUGCCAAUCUACCAAUCACAACAUCGAGAGUUUGCCUAUAUAGCAAUCGAGUUGACAUUGCAAAGAGUUAAAAAGAGCGAGCCUGACAAGACACGCAUCAAAAUGUACGAAGAGAUGAUCAUGUACAACUCGUGGUGGGAUACAGUCGACUUGAUAGCAUCUAAUCUCGUAGGACAACACUUUAAAAGGUUCCCAGAGCAACGUCUGGAAUACACUGAAAAGUGGAUAAAGAGUGAUAAUAAUUGGUUGAAACGAUCGGCACUACUCUUUCAACUAAAGUACAAAAAAGAGACAGACACUGAUCUACUCUUUAGAUACAUUGGAGAGACAAUGUCUGAGACAGACUUUUUCAUUCGAAAAGCUAUUGGAUGGUCGUUGCGAGAGUAUAGCAAAGUUGACAAGAAUAUAAUCAUCAAAUAUGUAGACCAACAUUCAACUAAACUUUCAACUCUAAGUCAACGUGAAGCUUUAAAACAUUGUACAAAAUAA